UAACCCUCGCCAUCUUGUUGUGACUCCUCUACGUGCGUGGAAGACUGAAUUCAAGGGGGAUCCAGUCACGUCUUUCCCUUUUAUUAUUAUUUUUUUUAUAGACGAGAAGAUUGGGUCCAGAGCAGAAGCAUUUGAAUCUGUCUAUUUAACAUUUAUAUUAAUUUCCCCAAUCGUUUUUGGACCAUAACAAGAAACGGAGAUGAGCAUCGAGACGCUUUUAGAGGCGGCGAAGUUUUUGGAAUUGCAAGCCCUGCAACAACAGAAAGCACGUGAAGAGAAUGAACUCCAGGAAAGACGGCGUCGUGAGCAGGAGGCGGAGAAGCGGAGAGCAGAAGUGAACUCUCAUACUCAGCCCAUCCGAAUGAACCAUGUGACCUGGGUGGAGGAGUCUGGACCUGAGCACCGCAGUAUACCUGCCCCGGCCCAGCCUCCUCCCCCUCCCCCCACAGUGCCCAUCACGGUCAUCCCCAUUCCAGUGUUGUCCUGCACUCCUCCCACCACAGCUCUCAGCCCGUCGCCAACACCCCGCCUUACCCCACCCAGAAAAGACACCCAUUCACUGCCAAACCAGCAGGCACUGCACCAGUGCCCCCUCAUCUCGUCUCAAUUGAAGGGAGAGCCCACGUCACUGUCUCUAUCCAAUGGCACCAAACCUACCCAGCAGCUCCUGACCUACCCAAGCUCCAUCGUCACAGCUUCCCAGCAUGCACUGCUCACUCAGCCUGGAACUCCUUCAGCCCAACCCAGCCCUGCGGUCAGAGGAAGCCCUCCCGAUGACCACCGUAAUUUGGACGGCAAGAAGAGACCCGGAGGGGCAGGAACGAGAGAAGUGCACAAUAAACUUGAAAAAAAUAGACGUGCUCACUUAAAGGAGUGUUUUGACACCCUGAAGAAAACCAUCCUUCAUGUUGACGAAAAGAAGACCUCCAAUCUGAGCGUUCUAAGAAGUGCUUUGAGAUUCAUUCAGAAUCUGAAGAGGAAGGAGAAGGACUACGAGCAUGAGAUGGAGCGUUUAGCGCGGGAGAAGAUCGCCUUGCAGCAGAGACUUGCCGAGCUCAAGAAUGAGCUGAGUCAGCAAUUGGACGUGAUGGAGAUCGAGCGCAUUCUUCGACAGACUGUCCAGCCAGAUGAUGACCAGGCCUCUACCUCCACAGCCUCAGAAGGUGAAGACAACAUUGAAGAUAUCGAAGACGAGAUCUUUUCUGCCAUGCCCAGCGCCUUACCCAAAGUGCCUGCUGCGCUUCAGCCAGACUUAAAGAAGUCCCGUCCUGUGUCAUCCCUCAUAACACAGCACAUCGCCAUCCCUCACAGACUGUCUAAGGCUUUACCCCCGAUUCCCUCAGCUCAACUAUCCCCUGUGGCCACCGCCGCGGCCCCGAUCACAGCACCUGCUUUGACCUCAACCCCAGCACAGGCUCCAAACAGCCCGGCAUCCGCUCCUGCCGCCCAGGUGGUGACCCUGCAGACACUACCUCCAGCCCAGACCCAUAUAGUGACCGCGACCAGCCUGCAGCCUUCCGUCAUCGCCCAUGCGGGUUCGGCGUCGCACGCCUCAGUCAUCCAAACCGUCAACCGGGUGAUCCAGCCGGCCUCCAAGCAUGUUGCCCACAUCGCCCCUUCUUCCUCAAGCUCGGUGCAGCUGGCCCCCGGACCUCAAUCCAUCAGCCACAUCACUGUGGCCCAUCUUCCAGCAAUAUACUCUCAGCCUGUCACAGUCACACAGCCGGCCGUCAUGAGCCACAUCGCACAAACACUCUCUCACGGCCAGAUGAAUGGCACUUCGGCGACCAGCACGCAAGCAACCAUGGUGGGCAAGCAGAUGCCAGUGGGCGCUCACAUGGUUACCCAUCACCCUCAACUGGUGGGCCAGACCGUCCUCAACCCGUCCCUCACCAUGGUGACCAUGCCCUCCUUCCCAGUCAGCACGCUAAAGCUGGCCUGAAGUGCUGACAUACACAUUCAUAGAUCGAGUAUAGACACUUAUAGACUGGCCCACCUUGUCUGCCCCGUUUGAGACAUGCAGCACUGCAUUCAAACAAACUAUACAGCUAAAGGACACCGUACAUUCCAAAUGACAAGAAAGUAUAUAAAGACCCAAAAAGCGACACACAGAAAUUUAUCGAAUGUCUAAUACUAUAUAAUGAUAUAUAAUAAAAGAGAUGUUUUAUCUUAAUGUGUGGGUUAAGGCAGAGUCUAGAGUGCUUGUGUGCUACUCGGUGUGUUUUAGGCUCUAGUGGAGUGUAUUAUGAUGAACCUGUGGUGCGAUCCCAGCCUAGAUUGACUCUCAGCCAGCCUGAUGUGUGUGACUACUGGUUUAAAUGACUUUGUGAACCGACAGCCCCCAUAAUACCUCACACGGACUCCUCAACUAACAGCACACCUCAUCUGAAGACUCUUCUCAGCUCCGCUAGACCAGGUUUAAUGUUGUGACUGUUGCAAAUCCUGAAGUCCCUACAGUUCUUAAAGAGAUCAUUUAUGUCAUUCCAACCUGUAGGACUUUCUUUCUUCUGCAAAACACGAACAUGAAGAACUGUUUUUGUCAGUACAAUAGAAGACAGAGGGGUUCAGGACAACACAGCCCCUGGACAAAAACACUCCAGAAUAGCUUCGUUUUGUGUUCUGCAGAAUAAAGAAAAUCAUUGUUGAAUCAAUAAUGACAGAAUUGUCUCUUUGUUGUUGAACUGUCGAUUUAAAAUCAGUUUACCAUCAUCGUUACACUGGAGAAAUGAUUUUCUUUAAUAUUUGUAAAUUCUUAAAGCAAGACACAUGUACUUACGAAGGAAGAUGAAUUAAGAUAUUAAAUGUUUCAAAAUUAAGUGAGUUUAUGCUUUAACAAAAACUGUUGGAGUAAGAAAAAUGAUAAACAAUAAUAUCUCAAGUCAUUUUGUUUUGCAAGUGUAUAUGUUAAUUUAAAAAUUUUA
Molecule: messenger RNA, 2921 nt
Organism: Carassius auratus (goldfish)
Lineage: Eukaryota; Metazoa; Chordata; Actinopteri; Cypriniformes; Cyprinidae
Product: max-binding protein MNT-like
Exons: 6
Coding region: 200-1942 (580 amino acids)
Biological process (GO): regulation of transcription by RNA polymerase II
Molecular function (GO): RNA polymerase II cis-regulatory region sequence-specific DNA binding; DNA-binding transcription factor activity, RNA polymerase II-specific; protein dimerization activity
Source: RefSeq, a predicted model, not a curated record